GUCCCAGAAGGCGCCGGGCCAUUCACAAAGCGCAGCGCUUCUCGCACAUGCGCAGUCCGCAGUCUCUUGGUCAUCUCCUGUACUGUGUCCGCAGUCUCUGGUCAUCUCCUGUACUAUGUCCGCAGUCUCUGGUCAUCUCCUGUACUGUGUCUGCAGUCUCUGGUCAUCUCCUGUACUGUGUCCACAGUCUCUGGUCAUCUCCUGUACUGUGUCCGCAGUCUCUGGUCAUUCCCUGUACUAUGUCCACAGUCUCUGGUCAUCUCCUGUACUAUGUCCGCAGUCUCUGGUCAUCUCCUAUA
Molecule: messenger RNA, 299 nt
Organism: Staurois parvus
Lineage: Eukaryota; Metazoa; Chordata; Amphibia; Anura; Ranidae
Source: the annotation of a GenBank genome assembly